Armigeres subalbatus is the source of this 922-nucleotide messenger RNA. RefSeq lists its product as uncharacterized. NCBI's taxonomy places the organism in Eukaryota, Metazoa, Arthropoda, Insecta, Diptera, Culicidae. The transcript has 3 exons. The record is from RefSeq and is a predicted model, not a curated record. The coding region runs from base 188 to 922 and encodes 244 amino acids.
GCAACGGCAAAUUUCCAACACAUGAAAAUAUAUGAUGCAGCCCACAAUGACGGCGUUGCGGUAAAAAUGACACUGUACUAAAAAGUACAAAUCUGGAAACUAGCGCAACGGCAAAGCGGUAGACGUCAAAAUAUUGUUAUUGUUUAUAAACGUAUACGUUUCGGGUUUCGAAUUUAAAGCUAGAAAAAUGGAGAAUAUUCAGGAAGAUGAUAUUCUUACGUUUCAUUUUAUUUCCGUAAUUAAAAAGCAUCCAGUACUGUAUGUUAAAAGCAGUAAAGCAUACAGGAAUGUUUUUAUUAAAGACAACGUUUGGUUGAAUGUGGCGAACGAAGUGAAAUUACCAACCGACGAAGUGAAAAGUAAGUGGAAGCACUUACGGGAUCGGUUUAUGAAGGAACUUCGUAGAGUUGAGGAAACAACUGCAUCCGGUGCCGGCACUGCUACAGUGUACGAACCGACGUGGAGGUUCUAUGAAGAAUUGUCGUUUCUGGCUGAGCACUGUAAGCGUCGAAGCACCACAAGCAACUACAAACCAUCUGUAACACAACAACAAGAUGCUUUGACCAGCCCUCAAGGGGAUGGGCAGGAUUCAUUUAUCGUUGAGGAGCAAGAAUAUGAGGACUUAGAGAUAUUGGAAGAUGUUGAGAAUGAAAAUUCCACACCAAUGUCGUCAACAUCGGUGUCCGAACCGAAUAAAAGAAAGCGGAAGGAAUUGGCACUGGACAACAAGAUGCACAAGAUCAUGGAUAUAGUUGGUGAUGUUGCGUCGUCGAUCCAGAGUGAACAAACAAACCGGCACAAGGACUUCUGUUGCUAUCUAGGACGUCGCAUGUCCAUGCUUCCAAAGAAAGUUGCGAGGGACCUCGAAGUCGAGUUCACUGCUCGUGUGAAUGGGUUAAUUGAUAUUUACUGUGACGAAUAA